Molecule: messenger RNA, 468 nt
Organism: Porites evermanni
Lineage: Eukaryota; Metazoa; Cnidaria; Anthozoa; Scleractinia; Poritidae
Source: the annotation of a GenBank genome assembly
AUGAAUGUCAUAAGCCGACCCAAAAUCGUCUUGGAUCAGCUGGGAGAGGGAUUGGCUGUACUUGGCUUUCGUGCCAAGAUGAGAGAGUACCCUGAGAUGUUUGAGGAGCUUUUUGUGCCAAGCAAUAAGAGUAGGUUAACUUCAACUCAGCUGGUUGAUAUGCUAGAGUUUCCAGCUGAGAUAUGUGAAAAUGACAGAAUUGUAGCGAAUUACCUUAAACAGUUCCUGCAUAAUGCAGAAGUUGAAAUGAUGGAAAAUUUUGUCUUUUUUGCCACUGGGUCCACUUCUCUGCCCACCUUUGGGCUUGCUAAAAUCAAGAUUAAAUUUGACAACACUCCUUCCAUUUUUGCUUCCACGUGUUUGCUUUCAUUAACUCUUCCAAAUCACUUUGAAAGCGAAGAAGCUUUCAGUUCAUCGCUGAAAGCAGUCAUUGCUAGUUCUGCAAGGAAAUCGUUUAACUGUGUGUGA